AUGUCGAAUCCUUCAUCGUGGGCCAGAUCCUUUCAGCACGCGCAAGCGGGGCCUCAACCUUGGGGCAAUCAGCCGGGCCAAGAUGCGCAGAACGGUCUCGCUCGGUCAUCCCGACUGGACAUUCCGAAUGUUGUUCGACCCCCUCCUGCACGACAGCCCCCUCCCGAUCCGUUUCUUCAGCCAUCACACCCCCGAGCUGUUACCGAGAAACCUCUAAUCAUCGACCUGACCGAUUCCAACCCCUCACACUUCCAGCGCGCCCUCAUCAAUACCGCCAAGAUGGAUGGUGUUUUUAAUAUACCACCAGUCACGCCCACUACUAUUGAAACCCCUGUCGUUAUGGAGCCUGUAAAGCCUUACGAUGGCGCGCUGUGUUCUAGGUCUUCGAUACAGAAUUCGCGAACGAGAAAAAGGCUUAAAUUCGCUCCCCAGGCAUGCCCUCCCGCCUCACCCCAGUUUAUCCAGCCCUCCAAGGUUUAUCAAGGGGCCAAGAGCUCUUUAACUCCUCCCGCACUGAGUCGGGGGAACAGUAGCAGCAGACAAAAGCAGAUUCAGCCACAACCGUCGAAAUCGGAUUUUUCAAAACCCAACACCCGUCGAGACAACAAGCCGAAACCUUACCUCUUGGAGGUACCACCCGGAGCGAUGAUGUUUCCAAGUUCAAGAUGCUCGGAUUUUUUUCCAUGGAAAGGGAACCACCCAGAAGAUCAUGUCACAGAUGCUCAGGCCAGGAAUGGGCAGUAUGACAAGCUGUACGUUGGGAAGGGAAAUGCGUCGGCGCGGCCCUCUCUGGUUCCCUCACUUAAGGGCAAAUCGGCGCUUCCUUCACUCUCCUCGCUAUUUCUAACAGUUCUAGAUAAACGGCAAAAGUAUAAUAGGCUUACAACUCCCCCUACGUUCAAGCCACCUCCUCGCGUCACUCUUCCUGAUAUGAGGCGUGAGGCAUGGCUGCGAGACCUGGCGAGUCCAUUGGUCCCACUACGUAGGCUUUCCAGGACAAUUCCUCAUGGAUUGAAAGGACCGAUACUCCUGGAUCAAUGCGCUGCGAAAUCGAUACCAACAGCACGCGCAGUAUGGUUUGCUCGCUGUGUAGGUGCUAACGAAUUGAGGGGUCUGAAGCGUAAGGGGGUCGGCUCGUUCGCCGUCGGCAGUGAGACCAAAUGGCUCAAGGAGUGGACGAUCCAGGUAACGCGAUUCCUGGAGCGAACGAUUUCCGAAUGUGGAUCCUCUUCGGACUUGUGGAAGCAAAAGAUGGUUUAUGCGGUUCGGCUUUCUGCACAUUUAUUUGGGGAGAACCUGCUUGAUAGAACUUUAUUUUUGGAGUGGUAUCUCUCAUACCUGGAAACGUGUUCCUUGGAUAUGCUGCCAAUAGCCUAUUUGAUGUUAAGCAUAUAUUGGGAUGAACUACUAAAGACCAGGAGGUUGGGACGGCGACUUGCAGAGGCCUUGUUGGGGAAAGCCGAAGCUAUAUUGGCGGCAGAGGAUAAGGAAACAUAUGCCCCGCUUAUGCAAAAACUCUCGAUUUUAUUGACGGAUAUUCUGUUUUUGCACAGGGAGUCCUUGAUAGUCUCGAAUAGCUGGGAAUCAUACCGAUCUAUAUUAGAGGCUUGCGUUGACAGGAGGUGUUCAUUUGUGAGAUCAUGUUUGCAGAACAUAUCUCAGAGGAACAAGAACCUACUAUCUCCAAUGCAGGCGAGGCAAAACGACUCUGUCUCAUCUGGCCAGAGGAAACUAAUAAACAUGCUGGACUCAAUAGCAAUGCUCUACAGCAUCGACGAGAUAUGGGAGAAAUGCUGCUCAUUAGAAGUUGCAGAGGAUCAACUUGUCCGCUGCCUGUGUCAGUGGGCCACCACCUCCCUUCGAGUUGGCAAACAUAGGAUAUAUAUUGUCGCAGGGCUCUUGGGAUGCGCGAGGCGGAGUGGCAUAAGUGUUCAGGAUCAUAUGAAAAGCUUCUUGGAAGGGUUUGGAAGUAAUGUCAAGGGAAGCAAGGAUGACGUGUAUCUUCUCGUCUCGGAGCUUGUUCGCUCCAAAACUUUCUCUGUCGCCUUGUACAUGAAAUGGCUUAUCUCGCGAGGUAUCCUGUCAGAGUAUACGAUCACACGGGAGAGUCCUUGUCAUGUCCGACUGCUUGCUGAAGUCCCAGUAACAUCUGCGCCAAACCAUAUCCGCAAUUUGCGUAGUAUUCUGCUCUCGGAUCAUGGGUUCUCUGUCGAAGACGAGGUGACAUCGUUGGAAGUGUCCAAGCGGAUCCUUUCCUCGAAAAUACCCGCAGUUUUCUACGGCGAUCUUCGUGCCGGUGGGUCUGUGGAGAGAUUUGCCCCCGAAGAGUUGGCAUACUUUGGCAGGCUGAACCGGGCGGUCAUGUACGAGCUAGGGCUUUGGAUCCGGGAGAGUGUCCGGAAGCAUGUUGUUAAGGGUGCACCUGUUGGUCGGGAUAACUGGAGAGAUCUUUCGGUUGAAGUUGGUAUUACUGCUGUUAGGACUGAGGAGUUUGUCAUGAUUCGGCAGUUACUCGAGAUUUUCAAGGAUUUUCUGAUUUUGGCUGAGGUUGUGAGAAUGGUUACUAGCUCCGACAGCUCAGCUACUCUAUCAUCUGCAGCUGAUACCGUGAGCUACAAUAUCGAAGUGUUCAGCUCCCUGGGCGCUGUAAAAGAUAACUUGCAGCUACUUUACAAUAGGUAUAAAAAGCUACGAAUGCGUCGAACAUUGGAAAAGUACGUGCUAGUUUCAUUGGUCGACUUGGCGUCAUUUCCCGAAGCGCAAGCAGAAAUUCGUCGAGAACUGGAGACCGAGCUGGCAAACUAUGAUAAACGCUUUCCUCGGGCAUCAGUAGCAUAUUCCCCAGUAUCAGAGAAUAUGGGCGACAUGUUUGAGCAUGGAACAGCUGAUAGCAAUGAGGAGAUUGAUCGACUGUUGCGGAACGGGGCUACCAUCGACAAGCACAACCUCUCAAGGCUUUUCGAGACUAUAGUUUCAAGGAUGGAGACUUCGUUUGAUGACAGGGAGAGUGUGGGAGCGCUGUCUUCUUCCGCAGCAUACUUGAUUAAGCUGAGACAGUUUGAUCCUCUGGUUUUUGACGAUCUGAUGUGUGGGUGGGUGACGAGGUUGUUGCAGUCUUCUAGCAGGCCGCCGUUGCUGCAAACUCUAUCUGUGCUUGUGGCUGGGUCUUGCCUGCAGCUCGAUGUGAUUGUUCAGGCAACAUUGUCAGUUCUGAGGCCCCAAGCUAAGAUUUCGAAUCCAGCUACUUCUGAGAUUGCUGCUCAGACCCUGGAUAUUCUUGUCAACGAUGGUACGAAUGGGCUAAGUCUUUCACCAUUGGAACUGUAUAGCUUGAAGCGGAAGCGGAAGCUCUUUGCGUUGAAGUUUGUAGACAAGUUUGUCCAGUUGAUACGUCUGUCGAUUCAGAUCUGUGCAGCGGCCUCCAAUCCGGAAACCAAGAACCGCGUACGGGAGCUGAUCCUAUCGCCACCAGUUCUGGAGUUUCUCCGUGGCCUCGCAACAGCACAACCUGAUACUCUUAUAUCCGAUAUCGUGGAGCCUCUAUCUAAAACUGGAGAAACGUCACUGCUGCAAUGGCUUCGUGUGCUGAUAGACCAUUUAUUGGACGAUCAGGAGAAUGGUGGGUUAUUCCCUCCCCACCCACCUCCCGAACCAGUGGCAGCAGUAGCUUACAUCGGCCUAGACAAUACAGACCUAGACCCCGAGGUUCAGGUGGCUCAUCUUAUUCAGUAUGCCAAUGAUUUCUCCAUCGGGUUAUGCCAAUUGAAAAUGCGGAUUAUAUUUGAUGCGGAGAACAAAAGUACCUCGUCCUUCAGGCCAAGCGGUGAUCAUACGGGAGGUAGCGAAAACCCACUUAUGAAGCCAUUCUUUCAGGGCAUUGCCUCCACAUUCAAGGACCGGGUUACUAUAUGGACUGACCUGGUCUCGGUGCUGAAUCAGGAGUGUGCUUAUCAGGUAUUCCACACACACAUGUUGUGUAAUUUCGUUUUCGAUGCUAAAUUAUUGGUACAGAUUCGCGGGUAUGCCGAGGAGUUGGUGCUAAACUCUCCCACCUUCCCGCCUGUUCGGCUAUGUCUUGGUCCGCUAGAACCGUCACUCGCGGAGGGUCGUGAGAGCGGGGAGACGCUUGCCCGAGCUCUACUUUCCGUGAUUGAAGCCACUGCGUACAGCAUUCCCAAGCAAGGCAUCGCCUCAAUCGCUACUCUGCUGGUGGACAAGCUAAAUAUGAUUAUCCAGUCCAUCACCCUGCAGGAAGACGAAUUGGAGAAGGCUGAGCAUGUCGCUGUACCAGAGGUGUUUUGGAACGACUCACUUACGGAAUCUAGGUGCUGGUAUGUUUACCUCUUUUAA
Tuber melanosporum (Perigord truffle) is the source of this 4350-nucleotide messenger RNA. RefSeq lists its product as uncharacterized. The transcript has 11 exons. The coding region runs from base 1 to 4350 and encodes 1449 amino acids. Gene Ontology annotation, cellular component: mediator complex. Gene Ontology annotation, molecular function: transcription coregulator activity. The record is from RefSeq and is a predicted model, not a curated record. Gene Ontology annotation, biological process: regulation of transcription by RNA polymerase II. Lineage: Eukaryota; Fungi; Ascomycota; Pezizomycetes; Pezizales; Tuberaceae.